CGCAGCACGGCAUCGCGUACGUGACGGUUAGUAGUGACCCGCGUUAGCUGCUAGCCGCUUCCUCCCGUGAAGGCACCGCCGGUUCGUGUGACUGUCUGGCUUGUAACCGCACCAUGUUCAGAGCCGCCGUCCGACUCUCAGUCUCCGGUGUCCGGAGUUUAACCCGUACCCAACCAGGCUGUCAAGCUCUUUUGGCCUCAAGGGGGUACUCGCAUGGGAAGCAAGAGACGGAUGAGGAGUUUGACGCCCGCUGGGUCACCUAUUUUAACAAGCCAGACAUUGACGCAUGGGAGCUGAGGAAAGGAAUGAACACGCUGGUUUGUUACGAUCUGGUACCCGAGCCAAAGAUUCUUGAGGCAGCACUGAGAGCCUGUCGGAGGUUAAACGACUUGGCCAGCGCUAUCCGAAUUUUGGAAGCUGUGAAGGAUAAAGCCGGCCCUCAUAAAGACAUCUACCCGUAUGUGAUCCAAGAACUGAAGCCGGUUUUAGAGGAGCUUGGCAUCUCGACACCUGAAGAGCUCGGCAUUGACAAACUGUAGAUGAGCAGAUCAAACAACGGCGAAUAUCCCCCAGACAAAGAAACCUUGUACUUACAUGUUUGCCUCAUAUAAUACGUGUGAUAUUUAAUUUGGCCUUUAUUAAGUUCUUUUGCUUGUAAAAUAUUGAUGAACCUAAUAAAGGAAAAUGUAUCUUUAUUGAGUGUCACAAGUAUGUUUGGGAUAUUUUAAAUAGUUUUAGUGCUCAUUGAAGCAAUACAUUCACAAUAAGUUGCUUUAAUAGAGAGCAGAGCAUCACUUUACAGCAGGGGCCUUCAACAGAGCUGUCAGAGAGGCGGCGCAGGGACCCCCCUACCACUGCUAAAUGUGUUGCAUAUCAAACUGGGCCUACAAUAACAUGUAUAGAGAUCUUUCACAAAGUCAUAGGUAGCCAAUCCUAAAUGUUUCUUUCACAAAUAGACUGAUUUAAUAUGUUAGAUUGAUAAAUAUGUCUAAACUAUUAAGCAUUAAAAGGGAAAAAUGUCACUGAUCAAACAAUAAUUUGGCUGCUCUGAGAACCACCUAGUGGUGGUUGUUGAAGACCCAGGCUUUACAGUGCAUGUUGCCAGGGUGUCUGGAUGAUUUUGUCAAGAGUCACAUUUUGCCACCAGGGAGCAGUGUGUUCACAUGAAUGUAAAAAUCAUUUUACUGUAUUCAAUCUAUAUUACAUCUGUUUUCGUUUCAGGGAAAAUGUACAUGCUGGUGAAAUAAACUUGUUCAAAUCACAAAA
Molecule: messenger RNA, 1266 nt
Organism: Larimichthys crocea (large yellow croaker)
Lineage: Eukaryota; Metazoa; Chordata; Actinopteri; Sciaenidae
Gene: cox5aa
Product: cytochrome c oxidase subunit 5Aa
Exons: 5
Coding region: 114-539 (141 amino acids)
Biological process (GO): mitochondrial electron transport, cytochrome c to oxygen
Cellular component (GO): respiratory chain complex IV; mitochondrial inner membrane
Source: RefSeq, a predicted model, not a curated record